Molecule: messenger RNA, 1371 nt
Organism: Cutaneotrichosporon cavernicola
Lineage: Eukaryota; Fungi; Basidiomycota; Tremellomycetes; Trichosporonales; Trichosporonaceae
Exons: 5
Coding region: 1-1371 (456 amino acids)
Biological process (GO): transmembrane transport
Cellular component (GO): membrane
Molecular function (GO): transmembrane transporter activity
Source: RefSeq, a predicted model, not a curated record
AUGACACCAGAGCGCCAGCCGCUCCUUCCCCCCUCGGAGGUGGGAGUGCAUGAACCCGCCCUCGAGCGUAACUUUUCCUUCAUCGCGGCCCUCGGACUCGCUUUCACCCUUCUGAACACAUGGACGGCCAUGGCUGCGGCCCUCCCCGUCGGCCUCCAAUCCGGCGGCCCCGUAGUAAUGCUCUACGGCCUAAUCCUCUCAGUCCUCGGCCAGACCUUUGUCGCCGUCUCCCUCGCCGAAGUAUGCCACGUCCUUCCCAUGUCCGGCGGCCAGUACGACUGGGCGUACCUCCUCGCCCCUCCCAAAUGGCGCCGCCCCCUCUCUUUCGUGGUGGGAUGGUUAGCCUGCGCAGGCUGGGUCACGCUCUUCGCCGCCGCCGCCGCACUCACCCAAAGCCUAUUUAUGGGUGUACUCGUGUUAUGGUCGGAUACAUUGCCUGCGCGGUGGCACGAAUUCGCCCUCAUCAUCUCCUUUGUCCUCGCGAGCUUUUUCCUCAAUGCCUUUGCGUGGCCCAACGCUCUCGCUUUCCUCCUCGGCAUGCUACAGUCUACACUUACCACGUCGUCAUUCGACGCCGUCACACACCUCGUUGAGGAGAUGCCGCAACCAGCCCGGAACGCACCUAUGAUCAUGGUUCUCGCGCCUAUUACUGGUGGUAUCACCGCUUGGCCGUUCAUGCUCGUCCUCCUGUUCUGUCUCAAGAGCUGGGACGGGGUGUUGGGGUCCGCUAUUGGGCCCGUGCUCGAGAUCUACCGCCAGUCGACGGAGAGUCGUGUUGGGGCAACCUCACUCAUGCUCAUCAACGUCGUCGCCAUGUUCUUCUGCACGCAAAGCGUGCUAACCAUCUCCUCGCGCAUGGUCAUGUCCUUUGCGCGCGACCGCGGCCUCGCAAACGUAUCGCGCUUCAUCUCCCCCAUCUCGGCCCGCCUCAACGUGCCCUUCAACUCGCUCGUCUUCGUAACCGCCUGGGUAAUCAUCUUCGCGCUCAUCUACCUCGGCUCCACCGUCGCCCUCAACGCAAUCAUGUCCUCUGCCAUCUUUUUCCUACAACUCUCGUACGCCGUACCCCUUCUCCUUCUCCUCUUCCGUGGGGAGGCUGCUCUCACCGACCACCGCCCCGAACAGGGAUGGAGCCUCGGCCGCUGGAGGCGUCCCAUCAACAUCGUCGCCCUGGUGUUCUUGGCCGUUACCAGCACCGUGUUCCUCCUCCCGCCCUUCCUACCCGUCACGGCCGAGAAUAUGAACUACGCCGUGGUUGUAUUCGCCAUCGUGUUGGUCAUGUGCGCCGUCGCAUGGUUUAUUGAUGGUCGGGACAACUUCCAAGGCCCGACCGAGGUCGAGGAGCGCCUCGUCGCCGCAAAGGCUGCCUAG